AUGGCAACCACAAAAACAAAAAUCGCUGACGAUGCCGGCUCAAAUAAUUGGUUAAAGGAAAGAGCUGCCAUAUCUGCUGCUCAUAGACGUCAAAAAACUGACCCUGCGGUUGCCCGUCUCAUUGAAAAGGCCGAUCAAUUACACAAGGAACGUACACAGAAACAUUUACAAGAGGAAGAAACCGUUGAUGAUGAGGCCAACGAUGAAGUUCCUGAACCUAAUGCUGAAAUUAAAACCCCUCGUAAAAUGAAGAACUCGUUUCGUCGAAGCUUGUUACCUUCACCGCUUAAUUAUUCGAUGCCGUCAACUGAAGACGACGAGGAAGAAGAUAUUGAUGCCAUUGUUAGCGUUCCUCCACCUGAGGAAAUAGUUGUAAAAGUCGCCCCAAAAACUGUUGAAGAAACACCUGUAUCCAACCAUACUAAAGAAUCCACAGAAGAAAUAUUACGUUCAUUUGCUGAGUCAGUUCUUGAGCAGGGACUAACAACAGAUUCCUCAUUAGAACUAUCUUUCGAUUUAAAACCAGAGGAUAUUAAA
Molecule: messenger RNA, 537 nt
Organism: Racocetra persica
Lineage: Eukaryota; Fungi; Glomeromycota; Glomeromycetes; Diversisporales; Gigasporaceae
Source: the annotation of a GenBank genome assembly